CAGUUAACCAUUAACAGAAACAAAGAAUCAAAAAGUUAAUGUCAGACUCCGAGUCCGAGACCGACACUGAGUCUGAGUGAAUGAGAGAGCCUCACAGAGAAGCAACAACUCGAAAAAUGCCGAACCUUCGAAUCUCCGGCAGCGGUAGAGGAGGAGCCGCGCGGAGCUCCGUCGCCUCGUUCAGAGUGCUUGCCAUGGCCAUUGCAGUCGCCGUCGUCUUCUUCUUUUCGCUCUCCUUCGUCUUCGCCUCCCGAACCGACUCCUCCGAUGUCGGCGACUCGGGUUUGGAUUCCGGUUCGUUUGGUGGAUUUGGAUCGACGAGAAGGACCGUACUAGCUCUGAAAUCGGACCCACUGAAGCCCCGACUGGACCAGAUCCGGAAGCAGGCAGACGAUCAUCGGACCCUAGCCCUAGCGUACGCGAGCUAUGCGCGGAAGCUGAAGCUCGAGAACUCCAAGCUGGUUCGGGUUUUCGCCGAUCUCUCCCGAAAUUACUGGGAUCUCAUGAACAAACCUGCCUAUCGCUCCCUAUUCGAAUCAGACGCUCUCAACAUUGACGAAUCGGUGCUGCGACAGUUCGAGAAAGAAGUGAAAGAGCGAAUCAAAGUUACUAGACAAGUAAUUGCCGAAGCGAAAGAGUCUUUCGAUAACCAGCUCAAGAUUCAGAAGCUGAAGGACACCAUUUUCCAAGUGAAUGAGCAGCUGACGAAGGCUAAGAAGCAAGGGGCUUUCUCGAGCUUGAUUGCCGCGAAGUCGAUCCCCAAGAGCUUGCAUUGCGUCGCAAUGCGGCUGAUGGAGGAGCGAAUUGCGCAUCCGGAGAAGUACACUGAUGAAGGGAAGCCGAUUCCCCCGGAAAUUGAGGACCCCAAUCUGUACCAUUAUGCUAUAUUUUCGGAUAACGUGAUUGCAGCGUCGGUGGUGGUGAAUUCGGCGGUGAAGAACGCCAAGGAGCCAUGGAAACAUGUCUUCCAUGUCGUGACUGAUAAGAUGAACCUUGGAGCAAUGCAGGUUAUGUUUAAAAGCAAGGACUAUAAUGGGUCACAUGUUGAAGUGAAGGCUGUGGAGGAUUAUAAGUUUUUGAAUUCUUCAUAUGUGCCGGUGUUAAAGCAAUUGGAAAACGCAAAGUUGCAAUCAUUUUACUUUGAGAAUAAGCUCGAGAAUGCAACCAAAGACGCAACAAACAUGAAGUUCAGGAACCCCAAGUAUUUGUCCAUAUUGAACCACUUGAGGUUUUAUUUGCCUGAAAUGUACCCGAAAUUGCAUAGGAUUCUAUUUUUGGAUGACGAUAUAGUGGUUCAGAAGGAUUUAACUGGUUUGUGGAGGAUUGAUAUGGAUGGGAAGGUGAACGGGGCGGUUGAGACCUGUUUUGGGUCUUUCCAUCGUUAUGCACAGUACAUGAAUUUCUCACAUCCUCUGAUUAAGGAGAAGUUUAAUCCUAAUGCGUGCGCGUGGGCUUAUGGAAUGAACUUCUUUGAUCUGGAUGCGUGGAGAAAGCAAAAUUGUACUGCCGAUUAUCAUUACUGGCAAAAUCUGAACGAGAACCGUAGCCUGUGGAAAUUGGGGACACUUCCGCCAGGUUUAAUCACAUUUUACUCGACAACAAAGCCACUAGACAAGUCAUGGCACGUUCUGGGACUUGGCUAUAAUCCGAGCAUCAGCAUGGACGAGAUUCGCAAUGCUGCAGUGGUGCACUUCAACGGGAAUAUGAAGCCUUGGCUUGAUAUUGCCAUGAGCCAGUUCAAGCCACUCUGGGAAAAACACGUCAGUUAUGAUAUGGAGUUCGUUCAGGCCUGCAAUUUUGGUCUUUAAACGAACCGGAUUUGUUGAAGCUCUAGUUGGAGAAUCUGCCAAUGCUAGUCCUACAGCUAGUAAGCUAUCCCUCUUUUGGAUUCCGUAGUUGCUCGUUGCACGUUUACUAAUUAUUCUUAGUAUAGGGACGAUAUGCAUCAAUCUAAGUGUAGCAUACCUGUUUUCCAUGUUAAUCUAGGUCUUCUUUUUAUUGUUUCAUACAACUUAAGUUCACUUGGAAGAUGAUAAUUACUGAAGUUGGUGGAAAUUUACAGUAAACUGUCAAACA
This is a messenger RNA of Pyrus x bretschneideri (Chinese white pear), 2076 nucleotides long. RefSeq names its product galacturonosyltransferase 8. Gene Ontology annotation, molecular function: polygalacturonate 4-alpha-galacturonosyltransferase activity. Bases 81 to 1808 code for a protein of 575 amino acids. NCBI's taxonomy places the organism in Eukaryota, Viridiplantae, Streptophyta, Magnoliopsida, Rosales, Rosaceae. The record is from RefSeq and is a predicted model, not a curated record. The transcript is spliced from 3 exons.